UAAUAUCAAACAAAACAAAACAAAAUUAAAAAAAAAAGUUAUGACCAAAAAAAAUCAAAUCAAUCAAUUGAUCCAUUGAUUUGAUCCAUUAAUUACCGGCAACUAUAUAGUCGAUUGGCUGUCUCCCGACCCGCGGGAAACCCGAUUACCCGAUAACACACGCGUGUUAUAUAUCCAUACAUACAGUGUGUGCCGUAGUCGUCAUUGUCAUCGGUGGUAAAGACAGACAGACAGACAGACAAACAGCAGUCCAAUCAAACACAAACAAACAAACGGAAGUGUUUUUUGGUUUUCAACGCCCGCCCGCGCGGAUCAACUACAAGAUUAUUCAAUUGUUUUAAGUGAUAGUUGUUGUAGUCGUCGUUACCGACGAUCAUCAUCAUGAGGUCAUACACGCCGCAGAUAUCCUGGCAUAACAGAGAUCCCAUACUGAGUGUUGAUCUACAGAAUCGGGUGCUAUCGGCAAACAACGAUGGACAGGUGUCCUAUAGGAUAGCCACCAGCGGCAAUGAUUCGCAUGUUAUCAUAUGGAAGACAACUAUCAACGACAACAACAACAACAAGUCGAUGGCCACCACCGCCGCUGAUAAAAAUAAACCCGAAUCAACCGGUAAAUCAGCGGCCAAUAAACGCCUACCCAAUGUUACCCUUGAAUGUCUGGCCGAUCUGACAAAACAUCAGCGACCAGUAAAUGUGGUUAGAUUUUCGCCGAACCCUGAGGACAAUAUGUUGGCCGCCGGCGAUGACGAAUGGGUUAUCUAUUUGUGGCGAAUGGAGUCCAACAACAAUAACAACAACAACGGCGUCGAUAGUAGUGGUGAUGUCAAACCCAUAUCGGCUGUACAGCCGAUAGUUGCCAAUAGAAACAAACGACAAGAGUUUUGUGUGAAAAACAAUGGCAAAAAUAGCGAAGAAGAAGAAGACGACGAUGAGAUACAAAUACUGGAACGACAAGCCGACGCCAUUUCGUUGACCACCACUACCACCGCAGCCGCUGCCGCCACCGCCUCAUCAGUAGUAGUAGUAGAACAGCCGUUCGGCGAAGACGAAGUAAUUGCUACGGAAGUAUGGAAACCGUGGAAAAUAUUACGCGGACACGUCCAGGACGUAUCGGACGUGUGCUGGUCGCCGGAUGGCCAACGUCUGGCAUCGGCAUCCGUCGAUAAUACGGCCAUCAUAUGGGACGUAGCCAAGGGUACCAAAUUGCAUAAGAUUGUCGAACACAAGGGUUUCGUUCAGGGCGUUGCCUUCGACCCAAUCGGCAAAUAUGUGGCCACUCUAUCGAACGAUCGUAAUAUGCGAUUAAUUGAUGUCAAAUCGGGCCGAACUGUUUACCGAGUAUGCAAAAUGCGUACCGGAGAUGAUGGCCUCCUCGGCGAAGGUGGCGGCAAAAGUUCGUCCUCCCGAUUGUUCUAUGACGACACUUUGCGGUCGUUUUGCCGCCGAUUGGCGUUCAGUCCCGGCGGCGAGUUUCUCAUAGCACCGUCCGGUAUAUUAGAGCUUAACGAUGAUAAAAACAUCAGCGGCAACGGUGGUGACACCACUACCGCCACCAACAACAGUAACAAUGAAGACGCAAACAAAUAUAUAAACACUACUUAUAUAUUUGAAAGAAAAUCGUUGAAUAAGCCAUCAUUUUAUUUGCCAUCGAAAAAGUAUACCAUUGCUGUCAGCUGUUGUCCAAAAUUGUUUAAACUACAAGAAAAUAUUGAAAAUCAAUUUCAAUAUCCGUACCGAAUAGUGUUUGCAGUGGCCACCCAGGAUUCGGUCUAUUUUUACGACACACAACAAACGCUGCCGUUCGGUCAGGUAUCGCAAAUACAUUAUCUGCGACUAACCGAUCUUCAAUGGUCGCCCGACGGUCGUAUGCUGAUUGUUACCUCAACCGACGGUUUUGCCACAUUCAUUACGUUCGAUGCCGGCGAGUUAGGCCAGCCAUACGACGGCCCGACCUUUAAUUUUGACGAAAUAGCGGCGGCUGAGGCGGCGGACGCAUCGAAAACAUCGCCGGUUAGUACCGGUAAGAACAAAGCAAACAACAACACUACCGUAAUAGAGAACAACACAUCAUCGGCGGCGUCGUCGGUAAUGACCACACCUGAAGCGGACAGAUCGGCUAAGCCUAAGAUAUCGACGCCGUCGAUAACCAACUUUUUUAUACCGAAACGUAUAACACCGGGCGUACGGCGGACUCCCGAAACAACAGCAACAGCAGCAGUAGCAGCUGUUCUACCCGAAGGACCGAAACCAUUGUCUCAGCAACAAAAUCAACAAAACGGUGUCGUCAUUGGUGGCCAACAACAACAAUCACUACCGACGGCGGCGGUUGCCGUUAAACACGAUAAGAGUCCCAAUAUAUUGAUUCCCCGAAAAAAGAUUAAACUGACACCCAUUGAGACAAUUGAUUUAGUUUAGGUGUCAAAUCA
Oppia nitens is the source of this 2426-nucleotide messenger RNA. RefSeq lists its product as uncharacterized. Gene Ontology annotation, biological process: DNA replication-dependent chromatin assembly; nucleosome assembly. The transcript is spliced from 4 exons. NCBI's taxonomy places the organism in Eukaryota, Metazoa, Arthropoda, Arachnida, Sarcoptiformes, Oppiidae. Bases 382 to 2415 code for a protein of 677 amino acids. The record is from RefSeq and is a predicted model, not a curated record. Gene Ontology annotation, cellular component: nucleus; CAF-1 complex. Gene Ontology annotation, molecular function: protein binding.